Molecule: messenger RNA, 755 nt
Organism: Leguminivora glycinivorella
Lineage: Eukaryota; Metazoa; Arthropoda; Insecta; Lepidoptera; Tortricidae
Exons: 2
Coding region: 11-637 (208 amino acids)
Source: RefSeq, a predicted model, not a curated record
AUUAAAUGUUAUGGCGGCAAAGUGUGACUUUAAAGAUCUCUGCAGUGACCUUGUGAGGGAUAGGUUAAUAUGUGGUAUUCAGGAGACAACCUUACGAGAACGACUUUUACGAGAAAAUGAUUUGACGCUGCAAAAAGCUAUAGAAAUAUGUAGGCUAGCCGAGAUAUCCCGUGCUCAAGCCGGUCAUAUAAAGCAGGAGAAUGCGGAACAUCAUGUGCAUGAAAUCAACUCCAAACACAAAAUCGCGAUGGAACGCCAAGGUCGUCCGAGCUGUUGUAGACAAGAACAUGAGGAUACAGAAUAUACAGAUGAGGAUAAGGCGGUGCAUGCGCUCAGCGCCAGAGGGCGCGGGCGGCGCCGUGGAGCGCGGCGAGGCGGGCGCCCCGCGCCGGCGCCGGCGCACGCGGCUCCCGGGCACGACAACCAGCCAGCGCGCGGCAGGUGGCAGCGGUCGUCACAGGUCAACAGGACUGGCGGCCAUAGCUGUUCGAGAUGUGGCUCCACACAUAGAAGAUUCCAGUGUCCGGCAUUUGGUCAGCUGUGUGACAGGUGCCAUGGACGAAAUCACUACUCGAGAAUGUGUCGCGUGUAUGAAAUAAGAGGGGAAUCCACCGAUGAGGAUGGUGAGACCUCCUGAUCGGUGGACCUACCCCGUUCCCGAAUCUCGUCGAAAUUAGAUUAAGUACCUACUUACCAACUAACUUACCUUCCCAGAUUGUAAACAAUAAAAAUAUGAAUGGAUGUUAUAAAUAUAA